Coregonus clupeaformis (lake whitefish) is the source of this 6529-nucleotide messenger RNA. Its product is annotated as retinoic acid receptor RXR-beta-A. NCBI's taxonomy places the organism in Eukaryota, Metazoa, Chordata, Actinopteri, Salmoniformes, Salmonidae. Gene Ontology annotation, molecular function: zinc ion binding; nuclear steroid receptor activity; retinoic acid-responsive element binding. The transcript is spliced from 14 exons. The record is from RefSeq and is a predicted model, not a curated record. Gene Ontology annotation, cellular component: RNA polymerase II transcription regulator complex; nucleus. Gene Ontology annotation, biological process: response to retinoic acid; anatomical structure development; cell differentiation. Bases 223 to 1659 code for a protein of 478 amino acids.
CUACUCCGUCAACCACAGGCAGAAGUGCUGUACAGGGAAAGGGAGGGCUGACGGCGAGGCAAAGUGGGGAGAGAAGAGAGGAAGAACUCGGGGCCUGCCCACAUCUUUUCAUGCGAAGAAACCGCACUGUUAAAAACUCCGCGGUCUUGAGUUAGAUAGCGGAGUGUGAUUGAAGCACGUCUAUCGGUGUCCCAGCACGUCUUUUCCACCACGGAGGCAGUAAUGGGUGACAGCAGAGAUUCCCGCAGCCCAGACAGCUCCUCUGUGUCCUCCCCUCCCUCGGGCCAGCGCUCACCCCCCCUGACCCCCACAGCUGCCGCCAUGACGUCUCUGCCGCCCAUCACCUCGGCCGUCAACAGCCCCAUCAGCAGCAUGGGCUCGCCCUUCUCCGUCAUCAGCUCCUCCCUGGGGUCGCCAUGUCUGCCCGGGACACCCUCGGUGGGCUACGGCCCCAUCAGCAGCCCCCAGAUCAAUAUGUAUACCAGGAGUGCAGAGAUCAACUCCACAGUGUCCAUGUCGGGCCUCCAUGCGGUCAGCAGCUCGGACGACGUGAAGCCUCCGUUCGGGCUGGGGGGCCACAGCCCAGGGGGCCCCAUGCUCUCCCAAAAGCGCCUGUGUGCCAUCUGUGGUGACCGCUCCUCCGGUAAGCACUACGGGGUACACAGCUGCGAGGGCUGCAAGGGUUUCUUCAAGCGCACGGUGCGCAAGGACCUGAGCUACACCUGCCGGGACAACAAGGACUGCCUGGUGGACAAGCGCCAGCGCAACCGCUGCCAAUACUGCCGCUACCAGAAGUGCCUGGCCUGUGGCAUGAAGAGGGAAGUGGUCCAAGAUGAACGACAGAGAUCCGUGCAGGAAGAGCGCCAGAGGAACAAGGAGCGGGAGAGCGAGGUGGAGUCGACCAGCGCUGUCAACGAGGAGAUGCCCGUGGAAAAGAUCCUGGAGGCCGAGAUGGCCGUGGAGCAGAAGACUGAGCUGCAUGCCGACGGGAGCUCCGGGGGCAGCUCGCCUAACGACCCAGUCACCAAUAUCUGCCAGGCUGCAGACAAGCAGCUGUUUACCCUAGUGGAGUGGGCAAAGAGGAUCCCCCACUUCUCUGAGCUGGCCCUGGACGACCAGGUCAUCCUGCUACGUGCCGGUUGGAACGAGCUGCUGAUCGCUUCCUUCUCUCACCGCUCUAUCAGCGUGAAGGACGGCAUCCUAUUGGCCACCGGCCUGCACGUGCACAGGAACAGUGCCCACAGCGCUGGCGUGGGAGCCAUCUUCGACAGGGAGAGUGCGCACAAUGCAGAGGUUGGGGCCAUAUUUGACAGAGUUCUCACCGAGCUGGUCAGUAAGAUGAGAGACAUGCAGAUGGAUAAGACGGAGCUCGGCUGCCUCCGAGCCAUCAUCCUUUUCAACCCAGAUGCCAAGGGCCUGUCCAGCCCCAGUGAAGUGGAAUUGCUGAGGGAGAAGGUGUACGCAUCGCUGGAGGCCUAUUGUAAGCAGAGAUACCCGGACCAGCAGGGCAGGUUCGCUAAGCUACUCCUCCGGCUGCCAGCGCUGCGCUCCAUUGGCCUGAAGUGCCUGGAGCACCUGUUCUUCUUCAAGCUGAUUGGCGACACCCCUAUCGACACGUUCCUCAUGGAGAUGCUAGAGGCGCCCCACCAGCUAACCUAGGAACCAGGAUCUGCCCUGGUCCUUUUUGCACCAGGGGUUCUAGUUCCGGCACCCUUGUUCUGGGGCUUCACCGUGUCUGCUGGUUUUGACGUCCCUCUCACACCAACCCCACCACCCCUUCUUCACCCAUCAACCCCCCCCCCCCUCCAAGCUUAAAAACACACUUUUACCAACACACACAGAAACAACUUUUUCACAGUAGGGGUUAAGACACAUGGAAAUAUCUCCUUUUUAACCGCAUAUACAAGUAUUAUCAUGAGUUAGCCUUCAGUUGGUAGUCUCAAGCUUUGAGUGUAAACGCUUCUGCGAAUCCGGUAGACCUCUCAGCUUAUUGUGGGGUUCGUAGGUUAUUCAGAUACAUUACUGUGCGCAUAGAUAUGACGAGAGGCUUACUCAGUCUUAGGUUUUACUCUUGGAUUUACCCCAAACCCGUCAUGAUCAGGUGCGUAAUAUUUCAAUCAACGGUCACCCAACUUUCCCAGCUUCUAUUGGUCGGGACACAGCCAAUGGAGGCAGACACGCCUCUAUCAGUUCACCAAUCCGAAUGUGAUUUGAAUACUAUGCUUUAUUAAUGCUUAAAUGCGCUGAAUUCAUUCUGAAGUACUGUACUCAUAAAAUGAGACCUUUUUAAGGCAUUGAAAUCCAAGGAGGGGGCACUUUGUUUGGCCCUUCUUAAAGCGCACACCAGGCUUUCAAAGAAAAAAACUGACUUGUAAGAUGUUUUCUUUUGUUGAAUUUUGUUGUUUGGUCUCUUUAAGUCCAAACAAGGGCCAUUGGGCACAGGAGGUGCAACCUUGUUCAAGAGCACUGCGUUCAUUGGUGCUGUUGUAGAUGUUUCUUUUGUUUGAUACCCUCUACUUGCUAAUGGUCAUUUUUGCACUCUGUGAAACAUUACUGUGUAAGUAAACAUUUGUUGCAGAACCCCAUCUGCCCAUCUUUAAGAAACUGGGGUAACCACAACGAACCUCUCCCCAUCUCUCAUCAUAUGUCUUCUUAAGAGCCAAGGUGUUAAUGGCUGUGCUUCGUUCUGUGAAAUGGCCGUCCGUUCAAGAAACCAGGAUAUCGUUGGAUAUCUUGUUCUAUUGGUCUACUAUACCCCUACAACUUCUCUUCUGAAUCCUCAGCUUGUGUCAGUCAGUGCUUGCAGCCUCUUUCCGUUAACUUUUUACAAUAUGUAAAUAAGAUGACACAUCUACUCCUUCACUAGAGUACGACUGGGCAAUCCCAAUAUGUGCAUACAGUAGGGAAAACACAGGGGUUAGCGAGCAUGUUAGCACACACAACAAAAAGUAUGCCCCGAUAGCACGAGCUACAAUAUGAACAGAUUUUGUACACAUUCAAUAUGUACUGUAAAAAAAAAUUUUUUACCAAUAGACUGGAUUUUAAGCUUGAAAAACCCACCUCAUUGUCACUAACUAUUAGGUCGAUAGUAGUUGUGCUAGUAGUUCCGUCACUCUUGAUGUUAUGGUAUUCUUUCGGGCAACUGUCGGCAGGGUGAUAGACCCCGCCCCCUUAGGCUGGCCAGCCUCUGACAAUACGGCCUGUUUAUUGUGGAGCUGAUUGGCUGGCUUUUGCUGAUGACCGUGCCAGCCAUCUACUGCGACUGUAAUUGGUAUUACACAAAGCUAUGCACCAGGGGCCGAUCCAGCUCCCCAUAACAGAACUAGACGUCAACACAUUAGAUACAAACUUUGAACAUAAAUAUUAAAAGAGCAUCGUUACACACAACGUGAGCAAUAUUGGCGGAUGCAUAAAGAUUGAGACCAUAUUGUGGGCAUAGAAGGAUUUAGAUAUGUGGGUCGUUUAGGAAGUAUAUUUGGAGAUUGGUGUUAUUUACCAUUCAGAACAGAAAUUAGGAUGAAGAAUAGAGGUUGCUAUAUCACUUACUGGACAGAAGUUCAGCUGUCCUAAACAACUCAUGUGGUCUUACAAUUAUAGAUCUGCUGGUUUACACCAGAGGAGACUGGUGGUAGGCACUAUAGGAGGAUGUGCUCAUUGUAAUGGCUGGAAUGGAAUUUACGGAGCAAUUAGGGUUAAGUGCCUUGCUCAAGGGCACAUCAACAUAUUUUUCACCUAGUCUGCUCAGGGAUUCGAACCAGCAACCUUACGGUUAGUGGCCCAACUGUCUUAACCGCUAGGCUACCUGCCGCCCAUUCAAUGGAAUGCAGUCAAACACGUUGUUUCCAUGUGUUUUUAGUGUUUGGUACCAUUCCAUUUAUUCCAUUCCAGCCAUUACAAUGAGCCCGUCCUCCUAUAGCUCCUCCCACCAGCCUCCUCUGGUUUACACCAAUACAAACACAGUACACAAACAAAAAAUUAAGAGUGUGCAAGUACACACCUCCACCUUUUUCUCUCUUGAAACUGAGGUCUACUUAAAAUAGGAUUCCCACUCGGCUGUACUCUUUUCAGCCGAUCCCCUAGAUUCACUUGCAGUCAGCCCUUUCUGGCAAGAGAGGAACACCUCUCCCAUGUAAUGUGGAUAUGUAGGAUGAUACCUGUCUAACAGGGUGGCCUACUCCAAACCUGUGAACAGGCAGUGGGAGCACUGUAGACUAUUUACAUACCUGUCGGUUUAUGUAUGUCUAUGCAUGUGAACAUGCACAUGUUCUGUACCUCAGUGUCCAGAUUGUGAAUGUACAGAAUGCUUGUCGCAUCACGAUUUCAGAAUCAGUGGCUGCAGAAUAAAAUUAGCGAGUAGAACUCGAGGUCAGUCUAACGAAAUAGUUCCCACAGGGUAGACUAUCUUAUAUGUGUGCAUCCCCAAUGUGAACCAUAAUCUUGUCACGACGCUGGCAAAAGCCCCUCGUGCAAUUCCCUCAUGUUUUUUUUGAAGCUUCCUCAGUUGAAUAUGAACGCCUUUCAGUCUCCCAUUUCUUAACACUAGAAAAGCCUGGCGUCGAGUCAUUUUGACUCCCAACAUUCAACAGUCUAGUAAAUUAAUUUCAUAUAUGCUAUCGGAUAAAUAAUAUUUUGGUUGUGUUUAUGGAGGUAUAGGGUAACAUUAGAAUGGCAAAAAAAUAAUUAUUUCAAAGAACAAAAUUCCAUUUUCAUUAGUUUAUGUUACUGUAGGCUAUCGGUUGCCUCAUGCUCAAGUGUGGUUAUUAUUGGAAAAGUGAUAUUUUGAAAUAGAGCCAUUUUUGGAUACUAUAUAGAAAUCAAAACGUCUUACCUGCAUGUGACUGUAGGAGGAUUUGAAAAAGUCAGUUGUCGCUCCGAAAAAGACAUGACCUCUUUAAAACUGCUUAUAACACAAAUUAUGUUUGUGAUAUCGAAAUUCUAACAUGCGUGUGUUACAUAUACUUAUUUAGGACGGAGGGGGGCAUGACUUUAAAAAUGGUAGAGAUAUUUCAAUUUUAAAUUCAUAUUGAGUCAAAAUGACUCACUUGCCUCUUCUAAUGCUAAAACAGUGCAUUUAAAGUGAAUCCCUUGCUAUGCUGUGUCUUAUCCUAUACAAUUAAGUUUAACUAUAAGCAGAGAUGAUUUAGUACAGUAUACGUAUAACAGCCCUAUAAAAACUAUACAGGUUCUAUAAGCUAAGCAUUUUCAGGUUGUUCAGGCAGACAGUUUAUGAGAAGAAGAUUUUUUUAAACUGCCUGUACAGUAUGUUUAUGUGCCUGUGUUGAUAUGUCACUAUGUUGAGAUAGACCUUGGAGAUAGACUGCCGGCUUGCGGCCCAAAGACGCGUGUCCCUCGUGACCGCGUGCACUCAAGGCAGACGCGGGGACCUUUUCUUACAUUAAGUAUCUCCAACUUACUUUUGAAAUCACUUGCUUUAAAAAAAAAAUGCUUCUUUAUUCAACUUUUGGGGGCUGUGAAUCUGACAUGUAUUGGUAUCUAGCGGGUGCAAUACUUAUUUAAUAGGCACCCUGGUGCAAAGGUCAACUCUGUGAUGAUCAAACACCCCAUGCGGUUGGUUGGUUUGUGCCACCAUGUGAUGUAACACUGCCAAACAGGUGUGAAGGCCAGCGUUGGUGCUGUGCCACGCUGAGGUCCAAUGGCUGACUGUUGAGAGUAUUCAGAGUGUUGUGCCUUGUCACUAAAGAAGGCCCCUUUAUAAGCAAGGGGGGAGGCACUAGUCAGGGGGCGAACUUGAAGGCCAGUGGCCCCUAUGGUGCUUUUGCUGUGCAUUGGUGCUUUUUCUAAGAGUCGCCCUUGCUUUGAUUGCCAAGAGGGCAGAGAUACAAGCUAGGAACGUGUACAGAUAAUUUUGCUAUUUGGAUCACGGUUCCGUGUCCAGUGCAAACAGGAGUGUGUUUAUGUAGAAAAAUAUGCGUUGGACACUGACAGCAAACCUUGGCUUCAGCUGAGAAAAAAAAGUGGAGCCAAUGCAUUGAUCUCAAAGUUGCGUGCUGAAGUCACGCCUCUGGAUAGUGUCCCAUUACAUGGAUGAACUUGAGGGGAGGGCCAACUCAACAUGGUAGACGCCACUCUCAGAGGAGGAGAAUGCAUUCAAAGUGGGAGAAGUGCUUUGGGUGGGGCAUAGGGUGGUAGACUUUCACUUGAUCAGAUGUUGAUAUGUUGAUCAAGAGAAGCUGUUUUCUUUAGAUCUAGAGAUUACCUGUCAUUGACUACCGCCAAAAUACACUGCUUCUUUGGUGUGUUUGACUCCUUUGACCGCACUAUUAAUCUUUCUGUAUUCAGGAGUAUUAAAUAAAUGCAGAAACUGUUAUAACACGUGGGAUCUUAAGUUUACUUUUUCUCAUGUCUAUUUUUUGUCGCGUUUUUAUCUCUUGACUUCAGCAUACAUGUGGAAAUGAUUGACUAUUUUGUGUGUUUUGGGGAAAGAAAGCAAAUUGUUUUUUUUGUGUCAUUAAUUCGGAAUCUGUUCUGUUUGUUGUAUCAUGUCCGAGUAAAAGGUUUUAAUACUGUA